AUGCACGACCAGAUUAUCAUCUGGGAAAGAGUUACUACUGAGAUUAACGUUCAAAGUCUUUGGAAUAGCAACGAAAUUCACGAUGAUGCACCAAUUUUGACCUGUGGAAGUGAUAAAGAUGUUCAAAAGAAAAUUGAACAAACAAAUCAACCUGAACCUGAAGAUGAUCGUUCUGUUUAUAAUGAAAUUGAUGACACUUUGAUGACACUUCGUAAUAGAACGUCAUAUCUGCCUGAUUUGGUCAUUACAGAUGAUUCUUUCCUUCUAGAGGUGUAUGACAAAGAUGCAAUUACACAGGUCAGGUUGAUAGCAGGAUUGAUUGUGUCACGCUUCCAGUCUUAUUUGGUAACCUUGAUUUUAGAGGCAUGGAUGUUCCCAGAUUUAUUUCCAAAUGGGUAA
Molecule: messenger RNA, 399 nt
Organism: Entrophospora candida
Lineage: Eukaryota; Fungi; Glomeromycota; Glomeromycetes; Entrophosporales; Entrophosporaceae
Source: the annotation of a GenBank genome assembly